Molecule: messenger RNA, 1655 nt
Organism: Numida meleagris (helmeted guineafowl)
Lineage: Eukaryota; Metazoa; Chordata; Aves; Galliformes; Numididae
Gene: CPB1
Product: carboxypeptidase B1
Exons: 11
Coding region: 37-1290 (417 amino acids)
Biological process (GO): proteolysis
Molecular function (GO): zinc ion binding; metallocarboxypeptidase activity
Source: RefSeq, a predicted model, not a curated record
AGAACUGAACGCCUGUUUCCUUCUUUAAAAAAAAAAAUGUGGACGUUCUUAGUUCUCGUAGGUGCUGCAGUUGCUUCUGCUCACCUGCAAGACCUGGCUUUUGAUGGCCACAAGGUGUUUCGCGUGAUUCCACAAAAUGAUGAGCAGGUGGAAAUCAUCCAUUCCCUUGCCAGCAAAAUGCAGAUUGACUUUUGGCAGCCAGACUCAGUCAAACUGGUAAAGCCAAAAAUGCAAGUUGAUUUCCGAGUUGAAGCUGACAGCGCUUUGGAGGUAGAACAUCUCUUGAAAGAAAACAAAGUGGAUUACAAAGUUCUGACUGAUAACCUGCAGAAUGCACUGCAUGCUCAGUUUGACAGCAAAGUUCAUAGCACUGGUCACAGCUAUGAAAACUACAACACCUGGGAAAAGAUAGCUGCUUGGACUGGUGACAUUGCUGCUCAGAACCCAAGCCUUGUCUCUCGCAGCGUAAUUGGGGAAACAUAUGAAGGACGGCCACUGUACCUUCUGAAAGUGGGAAAAAGUGGUACGAAUAAGAAGGCCAUCUUCAUGGACUGUGGUUUCCAUGCAAGAGAGUGGAUCUCUCCCGCUUUCUGCCAGUGGUUUGUGAAAGAAGCUGUCGAGACCUAUGGAACAGAUAGCACCAUGACCAAACUUCUCAACAGCUUGGACUUCUAUGUUUUGCCAGUUCUUAAUAUCGAUGGUUACGUUUACACUUGGACAAAAGACCGUAUGUGGAGAAAGACACGAUCUAAAAAUGAUGGCAGCCUUUGCAUUGGUACCGAUCCCAACAGGAAUUUCAACGCUGGCUGGUGCAAAAUAGGGGCUUCAGAUAGACCCUGUGAUUCUACUUACUGUGGCUCUGCACCUGAGUCUGAAAAGGAGACUAAGGCUUUGGCUGAUUUUGUUCGUCAACAUCUUUCUACACUCAAGGCAUAUCUGACUAUUCACUCCUAUUCCCAGCUGCUACUGUUUCCUUAUUCAUACACUUAUGCACAUCCAAAGGAUUACAGUGAACUGAACUCCAUUGCUAGAGCUGCAACCCAACAUCUGACCAGUUUGUACAAUACCAAAUAUAAAUAUGGCCCAGGAGCUACAACAAUCUACCCUGCUGCAGGAGGCUCUGACGACUGGGCUUACGAUCAAGGCAUCAAGUACUCUUUCACUUUUGAGCUCCGUGACACCGGUAAUCAUGGGUUCCUUCUGCCCGAGUCUCAGAUAAAGCCAACCUGUGAGGAGACUUUGCUUGCUGUUAAAUACAUUGCCAAUUAUGUCCUUGAUCACCUGUAUUAAAGGAAAUUCUAGAAACUAUUAGAGGAUUUAUUCAAAGAUGCCUUUCUCUGUAUUUUCAAUAGUUUUUUAUUUUUGCUUUACUUAAUGCUUGGUCAUAUCCUGAGUCCAUAAUAGGUCAAUAAUCUGAAAGUCUUGCAAGAUAAUUCUACCUUCUGUUAAGACAACUAACAUAGUUAGGGAGGGGGGAUGGCAGACGUGGCUUGCUGGAAAAAUAAGCAUGCCCAAACACCUGCUUUUCUGAGAUCCACGUCUUUAAGUACAAGUUUUAAAUCACUUCUGCUUACCAGCUUUGUCUCUUAUUUAAUCUUCAUAUGAAAUUACCUAGGUAUUUCAUUGGUAACCACUAAUAAAAUGCUAACAACAUA